AUGGGUCUGCUACAGAACUACAGCUCCCAGCAUUCUUUCUCUGCUGCACAGUGGUUUGGCAUCAGCACUCUAUCGACAGGGGCUUCUGGAGCAUUUGAAUCUCUUGUCUCCAGAGCUUACUAUGAACAGCACGGCUGUAAAUUCACCUCCGUCAUUCCCACCAACGUCUUCGGCCCACACGAUAAUUUCAAUAUUGACGAGGGGCACGUCCUGCUGGGGCUCAUUCACAAAGUCUACUCGGCCAAGCAGAAUGGCACUGCUCUCUCUGUUUGGACACGGAGACAGUUCAUCUACUCACUGGAUCUAGCAAGGCUUUUCAUUUGGGUGCUGAGGGAGUACAAUGAGGUGGACCCCAUUAUUCUUUCUGUUGGAGAGGAGGAUGAGGUGUCCAUCAAGGAAGCAGCCGAGAGCAUCGUAGCAGCCAUGGAGUUUAAGGGAGAGCUGAUUUCCGACAGCACAAAGUCUGAUGGGCAGUUCAAGAAGACUGCGAGUAACCACAAGCUCAGGAAAUACCUGCUGGACUUUCAGUUCACCCCCUUCAAUAAAGCAGUGCAGGAAACCUGUAACUGGUUUGACUGUAACUAUGCCCAGGCCAGAAAGUGAAGAGAUGGCAGUUUGCACAGACAAAGAGCUUGAUGUUCGGGCCCCUGGCGAGGGAGAGCGGUGCCUGUGACCCCUGGGACUGGUGGUGGGAGAUGAAUUAUUUUCAUCUGCAAAGCAGCAUUAGGAAUUGUAGAUCUGUCUUUCUGUCCGGAAUCUUAGUGGAGGGUGAUUGGUUAAUGUAUUUCCCCUUUAUUAAUCUGUACUGUACCUACAGUGGGGCCCCGUGGGUCUGGCUCCUGCACUGGCACAUGAGUACAUUUGUAAGAUUUAGGGAGAAUGGGGGUAAGUGUAACACAUACAGGAUGGGGCUGAUUAGAAAUAUCCUGCUUGUGGUACCCGGGGGUGCAAGUGUGAUAUUAGACUGCUCCAUUCUGUUCUACCAGUGCAGUCUGCAGCUUCCCAUGAUCCCACCCAUCAGACUGGUACAUUAUAUAUAUUGUAUAUAUAUAGAAAUAGUACAGUACAUUAUCUAAUACACAAAA
Xenopus laevis (African clawed frog) is the source of this 1085-nucleotide messenger RNA. Its product is annotated as GDP-L-fucose synthase-like. The record is from RefSeq and is a predicted model, not a curated record. NCBI's taxonomy places the organism in Eukaryota, Metazoa, Chordata, Amphibia, Anura, Pipidae. Bases 1 to 603 code for a protein of 200 amino acids. The transcript is spliced from 7 exons.